Orbicella faveolata is the source of this 2009-nucleotide messenger RNA. RefSeq lists its product as uncharacterized. Gene Ontology annotation, cellular component: nucleus. Gene Ontology annotation, biological process: regulation of apoptotic process; ubiquitin-dependent protein catabolic process; protein ubiquitination. The record is from RefSeq and is a predicted model, not a curated record. Lineage: Eukaryota; Metazoa; Cnidaria; Anthozoa; Scleractinia; Merulinidae. Gene Ontology annotation, molecular function: protein binding; zinc ion binding; ubiquitin protein ligase activity.
CCAACACUGAAGGUUCUAUGUUAAACAGAGAUUUUGGUACUGACUCAGUUGAGUCCACGGACAACUCGCUGCUUGCCUUGGAGCAACGUGUCGAAGAGGCUUGUGCUUUGGUCGAAAGAGUUCUUAGAGAAAGAGAGGAACGGGAACAGUUUGGAAGGGAAAUAGAAAGGAAAGAACGAGAAAUAAGAGAACAGAGAGCUCGAAAGAAAAGAGAAAGGGAAGCAAGGGAGCAGGAGGAAGCUAACAGGUGGCCACAACAACAGGAGGCCAUCACUGGCCGCUCAAAGUGGUCGUGUGAACAUUACCAGAGGCACUGUAGAGUGCGAUUCCCUUGUUGCAGCCACUUCUAUUCAUGUCACCGCUGCCAUAAUAACUCUAAAGCAUGUGACAAUGAAGAGGCUAAGGCCGCCCAUGCGACUCACCUCAAGUGCUCAUUCUGUCAACACGAACAGGAGAUUGGUGAAGACAGUGGAAAAUGUCGCAGCUGUGGAGCUCAGAUGUCUGCGUAUUUCUGCUCAAUCUGUAAACAUUUCACAAGUGUUGAUAAGAAUCCUUACCACUGUGAAAAAUGCGGAAUAUGUCGAAUCCACAAGGAUAAAUCAUUCCACUGUGAGGUGUGUAAUGUCUGCCUGGACAAACGUCUUGAAGGAAAACAUAAGUGCAGAGAGAAUUCUGGGCACGAUGAAUGUUGUAUCUGCCUGGAGGAUGCAUUCAGUGGUUGCCAAAUCUUACCGUGUUCGCAUAAAGUACAUCGGGAAUGCGCCAUCGCUAUGAUACAGAACGGAAUUCGCACUUGCCCAGUAUGUCGACACCCGCUAUACAGCCAAGCCUCAGAGUGAUCAUUUCGUCGAUGUUUGGUUGAGAAAUGCCAUUACCAGUCGUACAUGUACCUUCUUGGUCUCCAAACACAGCUACUUCUUGUUGUCAGACUAUUUGACUUCGCAGUUAUUAACCAAAGAGAAUGUUAUUAUGGUGCAAAUGAAGUCUGCACAGUAGAUUUCUUCAUAUGGACAAAUUGAAGCAUACACUUGAAUGGUAAAGCAUAUGUACGUAGUCUUCUCAUAAGGACGAAAUUAUGGGGAUGUCAGCGCACUUUUUCAACGAGCGCCCGCGUCAGAGAAACACCCGUUGAAGGUGUGUCUUGUAAUACGCGAACCUCUUAAAUAAGUGCGUUGUUGUUGUAUUGUAUGUGCCUCCCGAAUGUAAGUUAGGCUUUGUAUUGAAAACGGUUCUAUUUUCAAGAGCUAAUUGUCACUAUUCGAGACGAAGCCAAAUUCUUGUUUCUAGUUGAGGCAAAAUAUUUUGAAUGAUCACAUUGUCUUGAGCUCACAAAAUUUAAUUUUAUUUAAUUUAGUUAUAUAUUUAGCAGGCUAGGCGUGAGCCGGGUUGAGUCCAUACCGUAUCGAUAAGAGACUGGAUUUUUCAAUUCCUUAGCAAAAGAAUGACAAGGGUAACAUAGUUGUUAAUGUUUAGACGGUAAGUGUGAUCUUGCUCGCUUACCCAAUAAGCCAGAAGUCUUUCAAAACAAAUAAUCUUGUUGGCAAUGAGCUCCCUUUAUUCCUACGUUAAGAGUUGUGCGGGGAGAACAUUUUUCAGUUAAAAAAGCUGAAAAUAUGAUCUAUUUCAUGUUUUAAUAUUAAUUGAAAUGUUGUUGAUAUUAUGUUAUUACAAGAAAAUUACAUAGUGUAGCAUAAUUUGAAAAUUUGAACAAUUCAGUCGAGUUACUGAUUUUGAAAUCUCCCCGUUUCCUCUUGAAGUUUAUUAUUAUUUAUUGUAUUUUUGUAUGUUUAGCAUUUCUCAAUGUAUUUAUUACUAUUGUAGUAUUUCAAUUUGUAUUUUGAUAGUUUUCCAAAUGUAUUUUUCGUUUAUAUUGUAGCUGAAAAAUCCACUUAGGGAGCUUCAAUAAAGUUUGUAUCACAGGCAGACCACUCUGUGUUGUGGUUAAUAAUUAUUUAUAUGAAACGAGCAGAAUCUAUGAGGGUUAUGAAUAAAGCUCUGAAAAUUUCAUA